AGAUACGAAAAUACGAAUAGAAAAUCUAGCAUUAAUCGUUUUGUGAACGAUGGCUGAUCAAGCGGCAGAAAAUGAACUGAGUUUCUUGGCAUUGGUUUGCGACGUUCUCAAAAGUAUCGAAAAAGAAUCUCAUGAUGUGUCCCAGAAGAUGACCGAUUUGAAGAGUCAACUACAGCGAGCAAGAGAAUGUGUUGAGAAAAUGCCUGGGAUUCAGUACAGCAAGACAGAACAGCUAAAACAGAUAGAUGUCCUUCGUAACCAGCUAGCUGUCAAAACCGAGUUACUUCAGAAGUACAAACACAUGCAGACAUUUGAUUUGUCUCAGUAAAAAGUUUUGGAAUUAACAAACCUUUAUAAUAUAAGGGCCGAUUCACAUGUAGACGUUCUUCUAAAUUGUUAAAUAGAUAUUCUAGGCCAGACAUCAGUUUGUUUAUUUUCAUUGGUAGCAUUCUAUACUUUGAUAGUAUUGAGUAUAUUUUUGAUACUAAGAAUCCUUCCAUGAACAUCCAAAUGUCGGACAUAAAAAAUGAGGAUGUGCAGAAGCACCCCAUAUUUCACAAAGACCCAGAGCAAUGGAUGCAGUACAUCAACAAAGAAGUGUUGGUUGUAACCGAGGAUGAAUCUGAAUGGACAGGGUGGGUGUAUACUGUAGACCCAGUCUCAGAAAACAUUGUUCUCUUUGUAUUUGAAGAAGAUAGGACCAAAAUGGAAGUAGUGAUGGGUCAUGCUAUCAGAACAAUUACUAUUCUCAACAGUGAGACACAGACUCACAAAGAUAAGUUUGAUCAGCUUUUUAAAACAGCUGAACAGAGAAGUUUCUCAGAAGAGGAGAUAGAAAAGCGAAGACAUGUUCUAAAACUGUGGCUUGUGAAGAAUCUUCUUCCAGUUAGUGCUACAGGGGACAAUGGUGAAAUACUUUCUAUAUCUGAUGCUGUGUUUAUAGAGCCUCCUUACGGACCAGACAAUUGUCGUAGUACAAACGAGAUCAUUCUGGGAAGGAUUCAGGGCCUUAUCAAGAACAUGCCAGCAGAUCAUGAAAGCUGGUGAUUCUCAUUAUCAAAAUAAUUCAUUUUUUGUCACCUUCACAGACACUACAUUUUGUAACUUUAUUCUUGGUAAUAAAAUGUGUCGAGUAUCA
This is a messenger RNA of Pecten maximus, 1138 nucleotides long. RefSeq names its product mediator of RNA polymerase II transcription subunit 9-like. The transcript has 2 exons. Gene Ontology annotation, cellular component: mediator complex. The coding region runs from base 50 to 328 and encodes 92 amino acids. Gene Ontology annotation, biological process: regulation of transcription by RNA polymerase II. The record is from RefSeq and is a predicted model, not a curated record. Lineage: Eukaryota; Metazoa; Mollusca; Bivalvia; Pectinida; Pectinidae. Gene Ontology annotation, molecular function: transcription coregulator activity.